Molecule: messenger RNA, 1494 nt
Organism: Alternaria arbusti
Lineage: Eukaryota; Fungi; Ascomycota; Dothideomycetes; Pleosporales; Pleosporaceae
Exons: 5
Coding region: 1-1494 (497 amino acids)
Source: RefSeq, a predicted model, not a curated record
AUGUUCGAAAGGAGCAACAAAACUGAGUACGAGUACCUCGAUAGUAGGAUCAGACAAACGCAAACGACUCAAGGCGGCGACAUCGAGUGGACGCUGCCCAAGCAUCUCGAGCAUGAUCCCAAAUCCAACGAGAUCGUCCGUCGAGCUAAACGAUGGUUACCUACUGUGGCCAGUGUGAGGUCCGUUGUCAUGCCAAUCGCAGCCCUGGAUCCACACAAGAUUGCUCCCAUUUGCUGUGCGAUAGUUUUGGCUAUUCCUGAGCUUGCGGCCAAUGGCCCGAACACAGAAUACAGAUCAAAAGCACUGGACGCAUACUUCGAAGCGGCCAAUACUAUCAACGACUGGAUAUCCUUUGAAAAGAUAUUUGAAGUAGAACGCGAGAACGUAGUAUCGAAUUUGAAGAAUCAGCUCCCCAAUGUCUACAUCAUGGCAUUACGGCUCAUGUGCCACGUUCAUUACGCGCUGGAUAAGCUCUCAGAUGGAUCGAAAGCGGAUCGAGUAAAGGCAAAAGCCGCUGCCAUGAUAAAAAACGACCCUGCUAUGUGGGAUGAGAAGAUCAAAGAACUUAAGAGGGUAGGGGAGAAACUAAAUGGAGAAAAGAAGCGUAUGAAUGACAAAAUCGCCGCUGAUGAGAAAGGCGCAGCCGCACUGAAAUGGUUCAAAAAGAAGGACGACCCAGAGGAUGCACUAAGCAAGAUCGAAAAAGAGAUAACGUCGGACGGUCGAUCCAAUCAAUACGCGCAGUGGUUUCUCGAUUCGAGUCAAUACAAGACCUGGUUUGAGGCUCUGCGUCGUCAGGGUGACGAUGAUGUGCAAUUUCAAGCGCCGAGUUCAGCGCGAAUACUUUGGAUAUCUGGCCCUUUUGGCAUGGGAAAAACCACUCUCGCACAUCGAGUCUUGCUCAGCCUGAAAGCACUCGAGAGUAUACCGGUUCCAGGAGAGUCUCUGCGCGUGGUCCAUUAUUUCUGCUCCGCCCGAGGCAGCUUAAGGCCUGAUCACGAGACAGUCAUACGCUCACUCAUUCUGAAGCUCUCUUGGGGACUAGACCGUUCUAUUGCCCCGAAAGCUUACCAAUUCUACUGCAAAUGGACACGGGGACCCGAAGAUGAGCCAUCUAUCGACGACUGGAAAAGUCUACUUGUUGCGCUCAUCGCUAAGUCCGAUCAACCGACGAAGCUUGUCAUCCUUGUGGAUGGACUUGACGCGUUCGAAAAAACGGAAGAAGGGCAGUUGUUUCUUGAAAGCACGAAGUCUAUUGUAAAAGAUCACAGCCACGUGUUUUUCGUCUUUUCAUCCCACCAACACGUGCUUGACAGUAGCGAAUAUGAGGAAUCGCUACUCAUUGAAUACAAAGUUAACCCGGAAGAUACAAGGAGAGACCUGGAAGCUUUCGUUGACGCCGCGAUCGAAGCUCGGGCUCCCGUCCCCGGCAAGACCAUGGACGAUAAGAUAGGUCCAUCCAACCAGGUCAGGAAAAACUCCGUGAUACAAUGA